Messenger RNA from Rhododendron vialii, 1953 nucleotides. RefSeq lists its product as uncharacterized. The transcript is spliced from 12 exons. NCBI's taxonomy places the organism in Eukaryota, Viridiplantae, Streptophyta, Magnoliopsida, Ericales, Ericaceae. The coding region runs from base 69 to 1427 and encodes 452 amino acids. The record is from RefSeq and is a predicted model, not a curated record.
UUUGUGGGCCCAUCAUCGGUCUUUAAAGCUGUAACUAAUCGCUUCUCUUCUAUGACGCUGCUGCGAAAAUGGUGGUUAUGUCCUGCGCACACUCUGCUUGUCCUGCGCACACUCUCGCUCUCAGAGCUCGUAGAGGCAUUAAUCCACUGCGGUCGAUAUCUCCGGUCUCCGUUUCCGUGACCCAUCAUCACCAUGACCAUCCCUUUGUACCAGAGGUUGAAAAGGCAGUGGACUCCUUGUACUCGGAGUUUCGGGCUGUGGAUAAUCUGGUUGCAAGAAACACUGCCCGUGUUCUUAGAGCUUUCCAGAAUGCACGGGUUGGAUCACAUCAUUUUGGUGGUUCCACAGGCUAUGGACAUGAAGAUGCUGGAGGACGUGAAGCGCUUGACCAAGCUUUUGCAGAAAUUUUCGGUGCUGAAUCUGCAAUAGUCCGUUCGCAGUUUUUCUCAGGUACCCAUGCCAUCACUUGUGCUUUGUUUGCAUUUCUUAGGCCGGGGCAUGAGCUUUUGGCAGUUGCUGGUGCUCCAUAUGAUACCUUAGAGGAAGUUAUUGGAAUUAGGGACUCUUAUGGAUUGGGUUCCUUGACAGAUUUUGGAGUGAAGUACCGCGAAGUGCCUCUUGCAGAGGAUGGCGGGCUUGAUUGGAAUGCACUUGAGGGUGCGGUGACAGCUCAAACAAGAUGUGCACUCAUACAGAGGUCAUGCGGUUAUUCAUGGCGUCGUAGCUUAAGUGUAGAUGAGAUAGCGAGGGCAAUCAAGAUGAUCAAGAUGCAGAACCCAAACUGCGUGGUCAUGGUUGAUAACUGCUAUGGCGAAUUUGUGGAGACCAUUGAACCUCCUAUGGUGGGUGCAGAUCUAAUUGCUGGUAGCUUAAUAAAAAAUCCUGGUGGAACCAUUGCACCAUGUGGUGGAUAUGUUGCAGGGAAGGAAAAAUGGGUCAAAGCAGCUGCUGCUCGUCUAUCUGCUCCAGGGCUUGGGAUUGACUGUGGCUCGACCCCUGGUGACGUAAUGCGUGCAUAUUUUCAGGGUUUGUUCCUUUCACCUCAAAUGGUUGGGGAAGCAAUGAAGGGAGGCUUUCUGAUUGCUGAAGUCAUGGCUAGUAGAGGGUAUAAAGUACAACCACUUCCUCGGGUACCCCGUCAUGAUACAGUGCAGGCGGUAGAGCUGGGAAGCCGUGAGUGUCUCCUUGCUUUCUGUGAAGCUGUACAGAGAAGCUCCCCAGUUGGUUCUUUUACCAAGCCCAUUGCUGGUUCGACUCCUGGCUACGCAUCCGAGGUGAUCUUCGCUGAUGGAACCUUCAUUGAUGGUAGUACGAGUGAACUCUCAUGCGACGGACCACUACGGGAGCCAUAUGCUGUGUAUUGUCAGGGUGGCACCCAUUGGACCCAGUGGGCGCUAGUUCUCGGAGAUGUACUGAAAUCUAUAUAACCGACCAAUCGACAUGAUUUUGGGCAACGAUUUUAUUACUGGACUGCGCUCACCAGACUUCCAGUUGAGCCAUUCACUUACGGCAAGAAUUGCAGUAGUCCUCAAUGAGAUUGCUUAUGUGCAUGUUAAGGGAAGAAGGGGGCAUCAAGCCCAACUCCAGUUCUACACGGUGAAUGGGCUCGCAAUUCAUAGCAAUGCAACCAUAUGAAUUGCCAAUGUAAACUGUGGGAUUGAUCCCAUGAAUUAGUUGGUUCAUUGGGUCGGAUACCGAGGUAUUCAAAAACACUUUACUGUUUGCAAUACCAUGUUUGUGGCUCCAUUUCUCAGUAAUGCAGAAGCUCUCUGAAGCUGCAAGGUUUUCCAAUUUUGAUUUCGAUCUUUGGUGUUAUGGUUUUGGCACCCAGCAGGUAAUUUUUUUUUGGUUGUUGUUUUAAUGUUAGUACGCAUUGAAUGAUUCAAAUUUGGAAGGAGGGGAGAUGGAAAGAGUUAUAAAUUGGAUUGAUGACAAGGGAGAAGUGUUCGUUCU